This is a messenger RNA of Rotaria socialis, 1698 nucleotides long. NCBI's taxonomy places the organism in Eukaryota, Metazoa, Rotifera, Eurotatoria, Philodinida, Philodinidae. The record is from the annotation of a GenBank genome assembly.
AUGAGCCAUUAUCAUUUCUCAAAUAUUAUUAGUGUUAUUAUUGUUCUUGUCAUUAACUUGACAUGUGCUUUAACACUUUUAUCAUCAUCACCAUCCAUAAAAGAUAAACUUUUAACGAAAAAGAAUGAUACUUCAUUGCAUACUUACCAACGAGCAUCGGCAUAUGCUGAUAAAAUACGAAAUAUUACAGCAUCAGCUCAUAACCAUUUCAGACCUCCUCAUGGACGAGACGAUGAUCAUGACAAUGAUCAGUUAGAAAAACAUGAUAACGAAGAUUUGCCGACAAAGCAAACAACAGCAAAUAUUGUAGUAAUAACUUCUCUCUCAGGUAUUUAUGUUUGGUGGCCAAUUUUAUUGGGUGGCGAUGACUCCUUUCAUCUUCUAUUGUCACAAGAAGAUGUGCCACGUUUUCAUGAUGUAACAGGCGAUGAUUUUGGUCAUAUUUAUUUAACAGCACCACAUGAACGUACUGUAUAUCGUUUACAAUAUUCUGAUGGUUGGUGGAUAGCAAAUUUUUCUAAUCAUUCAUUAAUGAAUUCAAUACGCAGCGAAAUGCCAUUGUUUGUUAGCAUUCAUCGUGUAUCGUCGAUGCUUUAUGUUUAUGGUCAUUCCGAUAUACAAAUGAUUGAUUUACUCGAACGACCGCGUACACGUGGUUCAGCACCAUUUAUGAAACGUUUACGUGAAUUAAGUCCAAAUUUACGUAUAAGUGGUUUAAUUAUCGAUCAAUUAACAUCCGAAGGUUAUAUUAUAGGUGAUUCAUAUGGUUGGUGUAUAGUUAUACGGUGUUCAUUAUCUGUUAAUGAAUGUCUAUUUUUAUUUAAAAUUCCAACAUCAUAUGAUAAUCGUCCAUACCCAUGUACAGCAACCAUUGAUUUCUCAAGUAAAAUUAUGUAUUUAAGUUUAGAAGAAAAAGUUCUUGGUGUACAUCUUAAUGAACAAACCAAUUUCGAUCGACGUUUUGUUUUAACUGAAAAAAAUGGACCGCGUUCAACAUUAGGCUAUGAUGAUAUUGUAACAUAUAAUAAUACAAUUUUAUAUACCGAUGUUCUUCGACCUGUUCUACAUAUAUGUACAGCAAAAAAUUCGAAUCCAUGUUUAAAUCUAUCGCUUGUAUUUCCAUCUCCUCAGCGAACAAUAUUACCACUUCGUUUAAGUGUUAUUAAAGUACAAAAUCUACGUCCACCUAUACUUGACGAAGAAGAUGAUUAUGAACUACACGUAAAUCAAUCAAAUAUUUCACCAGCACCAUUAUCUGUUCUCAUAGAAAAUAGAACUAAAGAUUAUCAACACUUAUUUGUCGAUAAAACAACGAUUACACUUCAUGAGUCUCAACAAAUAAGUUUAAAUAGUCUUUGGAUGCUUCUACUUGGAAUUAUUAUUGGUUUAAUUAUUGGUAGUGUAUCGUUUAUGAUUUAUUGUAUUAUAUCAAAGAAAAAACAGCCAAUAAUAGAAAAAAAAACAUCAAGAGCAAGUACAUCAUCAUCAAAACUACUUACACCGGAACAAAUGCAACCUUCUAAACUCGAUCGAAAACAUAAAAAUGGAUCCAAAAGUAAACUAUCCACACAGUCAUCAUCGUCUGAUUCAGCAACAACUAAUUUAGUAGAAUUAACACCAUAUUCAAGUACAAGUGGUUCAAGUGAAUGGACAACAGUUACUAGUUCAUUAAGUUAUCAGCCAGAUAUUAUUCUUUAG